Molecule: messenger RNA, 1288 nt
Organism: Microcebus murinus (gray mouse lemur)
Lineage: Eukaryota; Metazoa; Chordata; Mammalia; Primates; Cheirogaleidae
Product: olfactory receptor 5L1-like
Biological process (GO): G protein-coupled receptor signaling pathway
Cellular component (GO): membrane
Molecular function (GO): G protein-coupled receptor activity; olfactory receptor activity
Source: RefSeq, a predicted model, not a curated record
CUGUGGGUUUUAAUCCAUUUGUAUUAUACAAUUAUACAAUGUCUGAACCUUUCUUGUAUUUCACCAAAAUCAUAUUCUUUUUUGAUAUCUUAAUAGUCCCACUUCAUCUGAUAUCUUUUUAUAGGAGACAGACACAACUAAGCUGAGAUCAUAAAGUGGUGAAUGACAUUUAGUUCUUUUUUCUCCAAACUCAAAUAAUGCGGAGACAUGGGCAAAGAAAACUGCUCCACUGUGACAGAGUUCAUUCUCCUUGGACUAUCAGAUGCCCCUGAGCUACAAGUCUUACUCACAUUGAUGUUCCUCCUCAUCUAUGGAGUCACAGUUUUGGCCAACCUGGGUAUGACACUACUGAUUCAUGUGAGCUCUGGGCUUCAUACCCCUAUGUAUUUCUUCCUCAGCCACUUAUCCUUUAUAGAUUUCUGCUACUCCUCAAUCAUCGUGCCAAAGGCGUUGGCUAAUAUCCUCAACAGAGACAAAUCCAUCUCCUUCCUGGGAUGCAUGAUGCAGUUAUACUUAUUCUGUUCAUUUGCAGUCACUGAGGUCUUCCUGCUGGCAGUGAUGGCCUAUGACCGCUUUGUGGCCAUCUGUAACCCACUGCUGUACAUGGUCACCAUGUCUCAGAAGCUCUGUGUGGGGCUGGUAUCUUGCUGCUACUUCUGUGGGACGCUGUGUUCUCUAAUCCAUUUGUGUUUAACCCUUGAAAUCCCAUCUUAUAGAUCCAAUGUGAUUAACCACUUCUUCUGUGAUCUACCCCCUCUCUUAAGUCUUGCUUGUUCUGAUGUCACUGUGAAUGAGGUGCUGUUGUUCAUAGUGGCUACUGUCAAUGAGGUCAUUACCAUUGUGAUCAUCCUCCCUUCCUACUUGUUUAUUGUCAUCACCAUCCUGAGGAUGCGCUCUGCAGAGGGAAGGCGCAAAGCUUUUUCCACCUGUGCCUCCCACCUCACGGCCAUUGUGGUCUUCCAUGGGACGAUCCUUUCUAUUUAUUGCCGGCCCAGUUCGGGUACCAGUGGGGAUGCUGACAAAGUGGCCACAGUGUUCUACACUGUAGUGAUUCCCAUGCUGAACCCCCUGAUCUACAGCCUGAGGAACAAGGAUGUAAAGGAGGCUCUCAGGAAAGUGUUGGGAUCCAAAAUGUAUUCAUAAAGAGGAUUUUAUAGCAGGAGUCAGGAUUCCAAAGUGGAGACAGAUGAGGGGUCAAUAUUAGGGUUGCAGUGUUGGAACGGAGAGGAGUGAAGAACUUGGUAGUUAUGCACCUGUCUUUUUGGUCUGCUUAUAUUGUGAUUUAAAU